This is a messenger RNA of Vitis riparia (riverbank grape), 1222 nucleotides long. Its product is annotated as uricase-2-like. The record is from RefSeq and is a predicted model, not a curated record. Gene Ontology annotation, molecular function: urate oxidase activity. NCBI's taxonomy places the organism in Eukaryota, Viridiplantae, Streptophyta, Magnoliopsida, Vitales, Vitaceae. Gene Ontology annotation, biological process: urate catabolic process; purine nucleobase catabolic process. Gene Ontology annotation, cellular component: peroxisome.
UCCACAUUCCGUAGUUACAUACCUAUCCUAGGAAAAACAAAGUCUUGCCAUGGCGUCUGAGAAAAUAGAUGGAUUUACGUUGGAGCAAAGGCAUGGCAAAGCGCGAGUGAGGUUGGGUAGGGUUUGGCGAAGUCAAAGCGGCCGUCAUAACUUCGUCGAAUGGACCGUCAGCAUCAGCCUCCUCUCCAACUGCCUCGCCGCCUACGUCCGCGACGACAACUCCGACAUCGUCGCCACCGAUUCCAUGAAAAACACUGUUUAUGCAAAAGCAAAGGAAUGUGCUCAACAACUUUCAAUGGAGGAGUUUGCAAUUAAACUUGCCAAGCACUUUACAUCAUUUUAUCAGCAGGUUACCACUGCCAUAGUCACAGUAGAGGAAAAGCCAUGGGAGCGUGCAUAUAUAGAUGGUCAACCACAUGAUCAUGGAUUUAAACGUGGAUCUGAGACGCACACAACAGAAGUAAUAGUGGAGAAAUCUGGAGCUUUACAAGUGACUUCUGGUAUUCAAGGCUUGGCUUUGUUGAAGACAACCCAGGCAGGUUUUGAAGGGUUUAUUAGGGACAAAUACACUGCUCUGGCUGACACACGAGAAAGGAUAGUCGCAACAGAGGUCACUGCAUCUUGGAGGUAUCCUUUUGAAUCUCUCUCUGGCAUCCCCUUGCAGCCAUUGUACUUUACAGAGAAGUACCUGGACGUGAAAAAGGUUCUGGCUGAAACCUUUUUUGGCCCUCCAAGAGGGGGAGUAUACAGCCCAUCUGUUCAAAGCACUCUUUACCAAAUGGCAAAGACUGUGCUCAACAGGUUCCCUGAUAUCUCAUCAACAAUUAAAAUGCCAAAUCUCCAUUUCUUGCCAGUUAAUAUAUCAAGCAAAGAUAAUCCAGCUAUUGUGAAGUUUGAUGAUGAUGUGUACUUACCAACAAGCGAGCCGCAUGGAUCGAUUGAAGCGACGGUGAGCCGCAUCAGGGCAAAGAUGUAGAAGGUGCUGUACCGGCAUCCCUCAAAAGGGAAAGCAGCUGUUGUAAAAUUUGGUUUGUUUCUAAAUAAACCUGGUGCAACCUCUAAGUUACUUAUGGAGGACUCGAGACAUGGCCUGAAACCAUAAAUCUUUUGAUAAAUAAAAUGUUGUAAUAUGAACGAGAAUAUUACUUUGGUUGAUGUGACGAUGUUGGAGUUUUUCAUGAUGAAAGAUCAUAUCUAGAUCCUCAUGGUUGUUUUAGUUUUU